Drosophila navojoa is the source of this 876-nucleotide messenger RNA. RefSeq lists its product as uncharacterized. The record is from RefSeq and is a predicted model, not a curated record. Lineage: Eukaryota; Metazoa; Arthropoda; Insecta; Diptera; Drosophilidae.
CUUUGAAAUUUAAUAUACAUAUAUAAUGACUGCUAAGGCUGCAGUGCUUCUUCUAUUCCUCUGUCUGCUCAGUCCAUCGGUGCCGCAAACUCUUGGCCACAGCAUGGGCAAGAAACGUUCCGUAGCCCCGACCAGCUUACUAUACGAUGACGGUCGCAACAAUGCCAAGGAAGGUUGUGGUAGGAAGGACGAAGGCUGCCACAUCAAACUAUCUCCGAAUGCGGCCUCGAGGCAAAAGGCCUCUUGCAUUGCCAUGAAAGCGGCGCAGGAAGCGAAGGCUGCCUCAGAUGCUCAAUUGCCAGCCGCGGAAAACGCAGCGCUUCAGGUAAAGAUUCAGUUGGCCGAUAAAGCAUUAGCCGCAGCAAAUGCUGCCGAUGCGGCUCUGGCAGGCAAACUGCAAAUCGUUGAGCAACUGGAGUCGGAGGUGCGUGAAGGUGAGCUGGUCGUGGAGGAAGAGAUGGGCUCGCUGCAAGCGACGCAGAGCAACUGCAACGCGGCCGCGCAGGCGGCCAAGCAGGCCGGCGUACAGUUAAAGACUCUCGGCGAGGCGGUCAAGAAUGCUCAGGCCAAUGUGAUGAACUCGGAGCACGCUGCCAAUGGCGCCCAGCAGGAGCUGACCGAGAAACAGCAGCUGGUCGAGGCGGCCAAAAAGCGUGUCGAACUGCUCCUCCGGCAGCUCGAUGCUGCACGAACCGAUUACCGGAACACGCAGAAGGCGGCCGAGCGUGCCGCAUGCGCCGCCCAGGAAGCCAAGCAGCGCGCGACGCGGGAGCGACGCAAGGCAGAGAUACGCAGCAAGCUGCAUCAGCAUAUGCAGCAGUAAAUCAAAGUUCAAAGUUGAAGUUAUCAUAUAUUUUUAUUUUAUUAACUGUACUU